This is a messenger RNA of Candidula unifasciata, 1110 nucleotides long. Lineage: Eukaryota; Metazoa; Mollusca; Gastropoda; Stylommatophora; Geomitridae. The record is from the annotation of a GenBank genome assembly.
AUGGCAGAAGAAAAGGUGAAUGUCUUCCUCAUGGGAAAAACUGGACACGGAAAGAGCACCACUGGAAACAUGAUGCUGGGUCGAAAAGUGUUUAAAUCAAAAUCAAGCGCAACAUCGACUACAAAGGAUGUUGAUUUCAGCUUUGCAAGUUUGAUCAAUUUUCUGUUGAUGGUCGUUGAUGGACCCGGCUUGCAGGACACUUGCAUGGACGAGGCAGAAGACAAGCAGGCAAUUUCUAGGAGCAUGAGCAACGCACUGGCCAUGUGCUAUGAAGGUAUACAUGCCUUUCUGUUUGUCCUCCAGUUCGGUGUAAAAUUCACGGAUGAAGAGAAAUCAGUCCUUGAUGCUCUGAAAUGUUUGUUCGGAGAUGGCUACCUCGAUCGUAUGAUUGUUGUAGUAACCUAUGGAGCUUCCUUUUAUGAUGCAAUGGAAGAUGAAGAUCUUCCACUAGAUUUCCAUUCGUGGUGCAGGAAUCAGGAGGGAGCAUUCCGUGAGCUGUAUGAAAGCUGCAGGGGUCGGUUCGUACUGGUUGAAAACAGAGAGAAGGACAGCGUGAAAAAGCAAGCUAAGCGGAUGGAGCUUGUUAACCUAGCAGCUGCCUUGAAGCGGGAGUAUGCUCCAUACAAUUGCCAGUGUUUUGAGCAAACACAGUUUGAAAGAGAGAAGCUGAUUGUGGAACUUAAAGUUCCAAUAUUGAAAAAGAAGAUUCAGAAAGAGGUUAGUCUUCUUACAGCCGAAAUAGAGCAAUUUUUUGAAACAUCAUCGGAUGGGGACAGGGAUAAGAUCAUGGAUCGAGUUCGAAAACUCCUGGACGAAAUUGAUCAAGAAGACCAAAGGUAUGGCCAUCAUCUUGACGAACUCAGAGAGCUGGUUGUGAGUGUGGGGCAGAACCUUGAUAACAAGCUUGAACUGGUUCGGAUAGGGGCGGAUCUAGAAAACACACGUAAAGCAAAGGACAAGUGGUUAAUGGUGACAUCUCGCAUGCUGCAUUUCCCAGUAGUUCGUAUUUUUGCAGGGGUAGCUUUGCUUACUAGCCGUGCUGUGUUUACAUCUAAAGAGAAGAAACUCACAGAAAGACAGAAGAAGUUACAAGAAAUUAAGAAUGCGUGA